AUGGCAGAAUCUGUUGCAAAUGUGUUUCUGGAAACCAUCCGUGAUUUGGUGGUUGAAGAGACUAAGUUUUUGCUUAGUGUGGGCGGUGAUGUUAACAAAGUGAAAGGCGAUUUGGAAAGCAUACAUGCGUUGUUGAUGAAAGCAGACAGAGAGAGACGCGAUUCUCCGACUCUAAAGAGCUGCAUUUCCCAGCUCAAAGAUGUUGCUUUCAAAGCUGAGAAUCUUCUCGAAAAGUAUGCCGUUGAAGUUCAAUCCAAAAGAGGGUUGAGGAGCCUCAAGGACAAAUUUCAAAGGUACAUUUGCAUCAUGGGUGAGUGUUACAGUGUCCACCGGGUUGGGAAUGAGGCUCGCGACAUAAUAUCCGCCCUGGCCGACCUAACUAACAAGUUAGAGUCGGAGUUGGGACAAGAAUGCUCAUCUCUUAUGAAGGAGCAGGAUCGUCUGUUGAGACAGACGUAUGCUCAUGAGGUUGAGCCUCAUUUCGUGGGGAUGGAGAAAGACAUCGCGAUUUUGGUCUCCAAGGUGAAGGAUGUCAAAGGUCCCCGAGUAGUGAAGAUAUAUGGGAUGGGUGGUCUCGGAAAAACUACUCUUGCCAGAAAGGUGUACAACCACAGAGACCUCCAAUCUUAUGCUCGAGUAUGGGUUUGCAUCACCCAACAGUUUGAACAUAAGUCCGUUUUGGGCAAGAUUUUGAAACAACUUGACAGCAAGGUAGAGGUUAAAGGCAUGGAAGUUGAUGAAUUGGUGACUAGAAUUCAGAGUUCAUCACUGGAAAGGAAAUGCGUGAUUGUGAUCGAUGAUAUAUGGGAAGAUGAUCAUUGGGAGAUCAUAAAGAAAGCUCUUCCGGUGGAUUGUAAUGUGAUUCUCACCACUCGUUAUGAGAAUAUUGCUAAUCAACAAUCCGAACCUCACAAGCUGGAAUUUCUGACCGAGGAUGAAGGAUGGGCUUUACUUCAAAAAGUAGCAAAUUAUUCUCUAAGUAAGUGUCCAGCUUUUGCAUUUCUCAUAUUUAAGCCUCUUAUUUCUUUGUGA
This is a messenger RNA of Salvia hispanica, 1032 nucleotides long. The record is from RefSeq and is a predicted model, not a curated record. NCBI's taxonomy places the organism in Eukaryota, Viridiplantae, Streptophyta, Magnoliopsida, Lamiales, Lamiaceae.